GAGUUACUUUGCACUCGCGAGCUGUGAACAUAUUUAUUUACGCGCGCUUAAGUCGUCAGGGUUGUCGUCGUCGUCUUCUCCGAUUUUCGCAAAAACCGUGGAUUGUAAAGCCCGCGAACGUAACACGAUUUAAAGUCAGGCCGGAGACAAAAAUACGAUGUACAUCAUGUUGGAACCCAAUUUUUUUAACGCCGUGUUAAUACUUUUUGUGAUUUUGAUAUCGUACGUGACAUGGUUGCGACUUCGGAAGCCGCUGGAAUAUCGGCGGAUCUCGUCACAUGUGCCGUCCAUUACGAAAAAUCUUUGGAGCGAGAUACUGUUUUCGUGCACCAUGGCGAUGAAACAUCCUAAAGAUUUAUUGCCGUUUUUCAAGGAAAUAAUUCAAAACAACGGUCCAGUAGUUCAUUUUAAUAUCAGUGGACGGUCAUAUGUAAUAAUAAAUGACCCAGAUGACAUAAAGGUUCUGUUAUCCAGUACAGCAUACAUCAAAAAGGGUCCUGAAUAUGAAAUGUUGAAACCAUGGCUGAACGAUGGACUUUUGUUAAGCUCAGGUUUAAAAUGGCAAAACCGUCGGAAGCUCCUAACCAAUACUUUUCACUUUAAGACAUUAGAUAUGUACAAUCCUGCCGUCAAUAAACAUGCAAAAGUAUUUGUAAAAAAGCUUUUGGAUGCGUGUACGGACAAUAAAGAAAUUUUCAUCACAGAAUACGUGACGUUAUGUUCUUUAGACAUAAUCUGUGAAACCAUUAUGGGUACUGAAAUGAAUGCUCAAAAAGGAAAAUCGACUCAAUACGUAUAUUCUAUUAAAAGUGCUUGCAAAUCAGUGAUUGAUCGAAUUUUCAAAUUUUGGCUAUGGAAUGAUUUGGUGUAUAGAAUAAGCGAAAGUGGUCGAUCGUUUUUUAAAUCAAUUAAAGUGCUACAUGAAUUUACGAAUAAUAUCAUCAAAUAUAAACAGUCAAAAAACUAUGAAAAUCAAAAAGUGCAGCCUAAAAGCAAACCUGAAAAAAAUCAAGCAAAAUCAUUUUUAGAUUUACUUCUUAACGUUUUAAACGAAAAUCCCGAUCAAAUAACUAUCAAAGAUAUACAAGAAGAAGUAGAUACAUUUCUUUUUGAGGGACACGACACAUCUUCCAUAUCGAUGAUAAUGACCAUUUUAUUGUUGGGUAUGCACCAAGAUAUCCAAGAUAAUGCUAGGGAAGAGCUAUAUAAUAUAUUUGGCGACUCUGACAGAGACGCUACAAUGGAAGACUUAAACGCCAUGAGAUAUUUAGACGCAGUCAUUAAAGAAUCACUCCGAUUAUAUCCAAGUGUACCGAGUUUUACCAGAGAAUUGAAUACAACUUUACAGCUCAAAAACUAUAGCAUCCCUCCAAUGACAACAAUGGUAAUAGUUCCCUACAUUUUACACCGAAAUGAAGAUAUUUAUCCAAAACCUGACGACUUCAUUCCUGAAAGGUUUUUUGAUGAAGAAAAUAAAUCAAAAUUUAUAUUUGGAUACAUACCGUUUAGCGCAGGCGCAAGAAAUUGUAUUGGACAAAAGUAUGCCAUGAAUCAAAUGAAAACAGUAAUAUCAACAAUAUUAAGAAAUGCGAAAAUUGUAUCUUCGGGAUGCAAAGAAGACAUUAAAAUUAGUAUGCAAUUACUUAUCAGAAUAGAGUCGAUCCCAAAAGUAACAUUUCACAAACUAUAGUUAAUUGUAAUUUAUAUAAUAUUAUAUAAUUAGAAAUAAUUUGAAAUUUUUUUUUUUUUGAUAAAUAAAC
Melanaphis sacchari is the source of this 1760-nucleotide messenger RNA. Its product is annotated as cytochrome P450 4V2-like. The transcript is spliced from 11 exons. Gene Ontology annotation, molecular function: iron ion binding; oxidoreductase activity, acting on paired donors, with incorporation or reduction of molecular oxygen; heme binding. The record is from RefSeq and is a predicted model, not a curated record. Lineage: Eukaryota; Metazoa; Arthropoda; Insecta; Hemiptera; Aphididae. Bases 158 to 1690 code for a protein of 510 amino acids.